This is a messenger RNA of Lolium perenne, 1299 nucleotides long. NCBI's taxonomy places the organism in Eukaryota, Viridiplantae, Streptophyta, Magnoliopsida, Poales, Poaceae. The record is from RefSeq and is a predicted model, not a curated record.
AUGAAGAACUGGCUCCACCAUCCCAAGGACGACAAGGAGUCCAUACGGAUUGCCGGCUUCAUCGAUACCAACAAGGAGGAGACCAACCUCUGCGCGGAGGAUCUGGUUCGGGCUUUCCUUGCGCGUCGGGUGCUGCCCCUUCAGCGGCGCGCCCAUAAGAUCAGCCAAAUGUCGGGCCCAAUGGACCCGACGCGGAUCACAACUCACCGGUUGAGCUCCAGCGACUUGGUCCUUAAGGCCAAGCAGAUCUGCCAAAACCCGCUGAGCCCCAGCGGAAAAUACGGGCUGGCCCCUUACAGCCGCAACAAUUCUCCUCCGCCCCGAGAGGAGCCGGCCUCUUUCACUCCCGACCGGAUUUUCCGGGACGAUUGCGACGCUGACCCCUUCGUGAAGAAGCACAAGAUGGGUCCAACACACACCAAGCUUCCCGGUAACUUCCCCACUCCUCUUCCGGCAAAUGAUUCCGGUUCUGACGACGAGGUCACCAUCCUUGAGAUCCUGCCUCAGCCGACGCCAACCCCCAGGUCGUGGAGCGCGCGGCUCCGCUGCAAGCGGAAGUUGGCCAGGAGUUCCCUGGACAACCUGGCCUCCCGGGGACGCAAGAACAAGGCCCCGACGCCCGAGGCCAGCCCCAGCCGAGCUCCCCCCGCCAAGCGCUCCAAGAAAGGUGGCGGCGGCAAGCCCUACAGCACGAAGCGGUACCGCGGCCAGAUGCCGGCCUGCUCUGAGCAUCACCCGGAGCGCACCGGGCAAGAGGCCGGAAGCCUCCGAGGACGCCACCAGGACCUCAAUUCCCCCUCAUCCAAGUCCGAUACCGAAGACACCGGCGCCAGCAACAUCGGCGCCGGAAAGGAAGUAGCAGAGCGGGCGGAACCUCCGGUUCCCCCUUCUCCCAAGAAGAAGAAGAAGGCCGCUACCUCUCCCGCCAAGACCAUGCCGGAAACUUCCGCGCCGGCAAGCUCACCACCAGCAAAGGAAGCACCGGAAGCUCCUGCGCCAUCCAAGGACGCGCCAGCACCUCCUCUGGAAGCCUCAACCGGCAAGCCAGCUCACCCGGGAGGCGCCCCUCUUACCGCCCAGCAACUUGAUGUUGUGGUCACAGCAGCGACCGCGCCCCCUUCCGGCUCGCAGGCACUGACGCUGCACGCCGGCCGCGCUGCGGUUACAGCCAGUGAUAAGGCUUCAGCUCAGCUGGGCCGGAUUACUGAGCUUAGCCGUGGCGAGGUCAGCCUGGGCCCGUUGCAGGCGUACGCUGAGAAGUGGAACCUGGCGGACUUGUCCCCAAAGGUUUCUUCAUAG